This is a messenger RNA of Spizellomyces punctatus DAOM BR117, 816 nucleotides long. RefSeq lists its product as uncharacterized. The coding region runs from base 42 to 659 and encodes 205 amino acids. NCBI's taxonomy places the organism in Eukaryota, Fungi, Chytridiomycota, Chytridiomycetes, Spizellomycetales, Spizellomycetaceae. Gene Ontology annotation, cellular component: Vma12-Vma22 assembly complex; extrinsic component of endoplasmic reticulum membrane. The transcript is spliced from 3 exons. The record is from RefSeq and is a predicted model, not a curated record. Gene Ontology annotation, biological process: vacuolar proton-transporting V-type ATPase complex assembly.
UCGCAAUUUGAGCGACAUUUUCCAACAUUUUGCAGCCGACGAUGCUAGCGUCGUCCGACAUGCCUUCCAUAACCCCAGCUCAUCGAUCGGACUCUCUCAUGACCCUCCUUGACGCUCUUACAGAAUACGAGGCGUUACGUACAGAGACGGGACAGACCUUAUCAAAAGCCUAUAUCGACCUUGCCCAAGCGAAGUACAUUUUGGGCCCCGGUCGUCUGGGCGCCGUGGCGUAUGACGGGAGGAUGAAAGCAGGAAAGGUUGUACAUACAGACGAGAAGGGCGAAAUGUUUCUGAUGCGUGGGGUUCUUGAUACAAGCACGAGUCUGACUGAUUCAGACGUGAACGUGUCGAUGGAUAAGGAAGACGGACUACGACGGCGUAGGGCGGGUGGUGUCAAGGAAUCAAACGGGACUUCAGACGACGAGAGAGAAGAGAAUCAGGACAGCACAGAUGACAUGCAAAGCGCAGAUCAAAAGAAGCCAAAGCGGCCAACAAAUCCUCUAAAUUGGUUUGCACCUCUGCCCCCAACCUCCCUACGAUCUUCCCAGACCCAUUUUGAGCAAGUGUUGAGAGAUCUGAUACGGUUAAGUAACGUAGCAAGGAGGGUGGAAGAGUUAAGGGUAAAAUGCGAAGCUCAAGGUGUCCAUGGUAGACAAUGAAGUCGGAAUGUUGGUCGACUGUACGGUCACUGGCUGACAGUGCAAUUUUCAUUGAGCCUUUCAGGUUACGACUUUUUAUCAUUAUUAGACGGUGGAAAUAGUGUUAUACUUGGUCCAAAUACGUCCUUUAAGGUUUCACCCGGCUUCAGCCUCCUCA